UACUUUCACUACAGUCCUAUAGCGCAAACUUUGCGUAAGUCUGGAGUACUACUUCACAACUGGCGGAACUACAGCUCCCAUAAUUGUACGCUUAGUUUCUUGAAACCGCCUUUCCCUACCUUCUUCCAAAGGAGGCUAUAUUGAGGGGAGGAAAAGGGACGGAGCUGCGUGAGCACAUAGAUCACCCUUUCUGGCUGUCAACUAGCAGAACACGCAGGGACUGAGACCGGGAGUGAGAUCGGGGAAAGGGAGCGGUCCGAGUUGAACUGUAACACUGGAUCCGUAAAUAAUAAGCUGGGAAACUGCGGGAAAGCGCACUUUGAAAGGCAGCACAUACACACACACACACACAGGAGAGCUCUUCCCAGGACGUAAACUAGGCGACUUUCAUUACUGCGUGCAUGAACUCCGGCUGGCCAGGACGGUCUUCAGAGAGCCUCCAAGCAUUUCCACCUCUCAUUUAUGGAAUAUUGUCGGCAAAUCGGCCCGUGCCAGUUUGCCUUGUGCCUUUCUUGAAUGUGACCAAAGGGAAAAGAUCCUGUUUUUUCCUUUUCUUGAAAAGAAGCGCAGAGUCGGAUUUGGGUUGGGAGAGUUGGGGCUACGCUGUCAGCGGCUCCCAGAGAGAAGGGUGAUCGCAAAUUGCGGCCGCACUGCGCGGAAAACGGCGACAGCAUGAGCGGGGGAGAUGUGGUUUGCUCGGGCUGGUUGAGAAAGUCUCCGCCUGAAAAAAAGUUGCGACGUUACGCAUGGAAGAAAAGGUGGUUUGUUCUUCGAAGUGGCCGCCUCACGGGGGACCCCGAUGUGCUGGAGUACUACAAGAAUGACCACGCCAAGAAGCCCAUCCGCGUCAUCGACCUGAACCUGUGCGAGCAGGUGGAUGCCGGGCUGACCUUCAACAAGAAGGACCUGGAAAACAGCUUCAUCUUCGACAUCAAGACCAUCGACCGCAUCUUCUAUCUGGUGGCCGAUACUGAGGACGAGAUGAACAAGUGGGUUAGGCGCAUCUGCGACAUCUGCGGGUUCAACCCGACCGACGAAGAUGGCACCAAACCCUCCCAGCCUGGAGGCCUGGGAUUGGACCCUCUGCCUAAUCCGGGUCUGUCAGCCACGGCGCCCUCCCCCAUGAACAGUGUGCCACCCCCCUACCAUCCAGUGAGCAUCCGCCACCUAGAGUCCUCAUCCAGCCUGGAGGAGGCUCCCGACUACCUGCUGCUGGUCAACUGUGAGAGCAAGAAGCCCACAGCGUCCAGGCUCCAGGGCUCCUCCAGGUCUACCUCUUCCGAGACGGACUGCAACGAUAACCUCCCCUUGCACAGGCCCCUAGCAUCGUCCUUCCCCAAACAGCCAUCUUCCAAUGGCUUCUUCCCCCAGCCCAGCUUCUACGACUCGCCGCCGGCCCGCGGGUCCUCCGUGACAGCGGACACCGCCUCGUACUGUCUGCCCCGCAGCUACUCGCAGGACACGGUGCUGCAGCCACGGCCAGCAUAUUCCAUGCCUGGGCAGGACACGGACUCCCCCGCAGGCGAGCUGCAUGUCCUCGGGGCGCCACCUCGCAAGACGUCAGUGGAGAGCCAGCUACGGCACAUCUCCAUCAGUUACGACGUCCCGUCCGCGUCCAGCUCUGCCCGUCAGGCCCACGGGGCGUUCUCCGGCCAGGUGGACGUCCCCCCUCCACGCCCCCCCAAGCCCUCGCUAGCCACCGCCUCAGAGCGCUCCCCCACGGACACGUGCUACAUGCCGCGCUCGGUGUCAGAGAGUGACGGUAACUACUGCGUCCCGACCAGCACAGGGGCCAAGGCGCCGCGUAGUAACACCAUUGGCACCAUGGACCUUUCAGGCCUCCGGAAAGAUUUCGGAUCUCAGGACUGCUACGACGUCCCGCGCCCUGUCAGCACAGACAGAAGCAGCUCAUUUGAGUUCAAUGAUAAUUUCGGCAACUAUUUAAGAAACAAGGGCAUGAUUCCGGUGGGACCCACGGCUGGAUCCACCGAAGAGAUGGAUGAGAAUUACGUGCAGAUGAGCAACUCGCCACGCCACGGGCGAUCGGGGAGUCUGUCCGAAGGGACGCAGGAGCCCAACUACGUGCCCAUGACACCCGGAAGCGUGGAGUUCUCCUCGCUGGGCAAGCAGGUCCCCCCGCCAGCACACAUGGGAUUCCGCUACAGCCCCAAGACCCCACCGCGGAGGGCCGCCCCCGUCGGCGAAUGCCAGCCUCCUCCCAUUGACCGCAACCUCAAACCUGACCGCAAAGGUCAGAGUCCUAAAAUAUUAAGAGCUAAACCAUUUGGUUUAGAGCGAACUGAUUCACAAACCGUAGGCGAAUUCCGAAGACGACUGAAGGUUAAACCAGCCCCUCUGGAGAUCAAGCCCCUGCCGGAGUGGGAAGAGCUGCCGGCCCCUGUGCGUUCCCCAGUGACCCGCUCCUUUGCUCGGGAUCACCCCAGGUUCCCUAUGCCUCCGAGACCUGAAUCAGUACAAAGCAUCACCUCCAGCACCGACUCCGAUGACUACGAUGAGAAUUACGUGGCCAUGACCACCUCCAACACAACAGCAGAUGAAUCACUCGCCUCUUCCUCGCAGAGCCUGAAGGUCGGUGCUCAGAUGAACGCAGAUGGGGGUGGCAGCCCGAUGGUGAAGCCUAAAAGGGACAGACAGGUGGAAUAUCUCGACCUGGACUUGGACCCAGGAAAAUCAACUCCGCCGCGAAAGAAGACGAGUAACGGCACUGGAAGCGCGGCCUCUGAUGAGCGGGUGGACUACGUGGUGGUGGACCAGCAGAGGACGCAAGCACUGAAGAAUACCAAAGAAGCCUGGAACGGAGGGAGGCAGUCCACAGACACUGACACUCCACCGAAGGGACCAAAGUGAGCCAUGGAGCGGCAUCUUUGUGGAUUACUGAUCACCAGGAGGCUCCAGGAGGUCCAUCUGCAUGCACAGAACUUAUUGUGAGGCACUCUGGAGUCAACAAGGUCUCCUACUCUGCUUGGUUAUCUGAGGCUUGUUGUGAAGCUUCUGCAGUAAGUCCAGAGCAGGACCGGUGGAAACCCCUGUGCUCUCCUUAUGGUGUCCUUAUGCUCUCGAGCAUUUCUGCAGCAGACUGGGUAUCGUAGUCCUGUUCUGUAUCUUUCAAAAGACUCGAUAUGGACCAAGCAAUUCAGUCAGGCUGCCUUGCGUGUCUUCUAAAAAACAUCUUUACUCACUCUCACUUCCUUCUGUAAUUGUGUUAAAGCUGUUAAAAUGUUCCACAGUGUCAUCUCAAAAAUGGAAAUCAAUAUUUAGAAUUUUCACAUUCAUUUAUCAUCAUCUAAUUUUUUUUCCAGUUCAAGUCUAAAAGUGCAAUCAGAUGUUCUCGAAAAUGAAAUAUGUAGGCUUGAAAUGACAACUUUCUUUCCCACGCUAACUCUGUGACUUUUGUGCAAAGCAGAAUGCAAAUAACGUGGUUAAAAAGUACGAAUGUGCGCGAGGCGUGUGGGCUGCACAUGUGCCGAAUGCAGUGUGUGACGGCUCAGCUAUGGAGUUUGCUUGUGAAUUCCCAUUCCUGGCAGGACGGCGCUAUCAGGCUAAUUAUCAGGCUAAUUAUCAGGCUAAUUAAUCCAUCUAGAAAAUGGUGGAAUCAACAACUGUGACUACCUUCAAACAGUAGGUUUGUAAGCUUUCUCCUACUUAUGCAAUGUUUCAAAGAAGAAAAUCAGGUACUCAAUCAAUUUCUAAUUUCCGCAGAAACAAGCUUCUGCAGCCCUCUUCCUACAGGUAGAACGACCUUUCCAAUAUCAAACACGCCCUUGCUUAAAAAGCAACUUUGCUGUAAAAGAUACCUUCCAAACAAGAGCUAAAUGUUUUCUAAUUUUUUUACUGGGAUUUUUUUUUUAUGAUUUUCAAUUCCCCCUUUUAUAUUCUGCCACAGUUUCACUUGGACUGUAAUUUAUUUUACCAACAGAAUUCCAGUUUUUUCUGGAAUCUUACAGACUGCCUUACUAAGCUCAAUGUCUUCUGUAAAUAUGAUCAAUGCUGCCUUUUAGGAUUGCCCUCUCUGACCUUUUUAAGUAUUUGUGAAUUUUACUCUUCAAAAGUAUUUUAGCUUUACUAACCUGGCCAUUAUGACUUGAGGCAUGAUGUAUGUCUGCUUUCACAGGUUGGUAUUGUAUUCACUGGCCCUCUUCUACAGCAUGUCCAGAGCAGUGCCUUGAUGUUUUUUAGCCUUUCUUCCCCCUCAGACUAUUCCUCUGUCAGAAAAUUCUUUUUUGAAAGACAACUAAAAAAAUCAACACUAAAAUUUGUUUGGAAACAUGUACAUUUUAAAGUGUGCGAAAUAAAAGCAGAUCGUUAUGCAUUA
This is a messenger RNA of Paramormyrops kingsleyae, 4333 nucleotides long. Its product is annotated as GRB2-associated-binding protein 1-like. The record is from RefSeq and is a predicted model, not a curated record. Lineage: Eukaryota; Metazoa; Chordata; Actinopteri; Osteoglossiformes; Mormyridae. Gene Ontology annotation, cellular component: cytoplasm. Gene Ontology annotation, biological process: signal transduction. Gene Ontology annotation, molecular function: signaling adaptor activity.